This is a messenger RNA of Coccidioides immitis RS, 2552 nucleotides long. RefSeq lists its product as uncharacterized. Lineage: Eukaryota; Fungi; Ascomycota; Eurotiomycetes; Onygenales; Onygenaceae. Bases 148 to 1899 code for a protein of 583 amino acids. The record is from RefSeq and is a predicted model, not a curated record. Gene Ontology annotation, cellular component: Golgi membrane. Gene Ontology annotation, molecular function: protein binding; palmitoyltransferase activity. The transcript has a single exon. Gene Ontology annotation, biological process: protein palmitoylation.
UGGCAAUGUCGCCAUUUGAGAUGGCAGCCCAUUCCACCAAGACCUUUCGUCAACUUAACCUCUGUACUCCCUCCCUCUCUCUCUCUCUCCCUCUCCCUCUCUGCCUCUCCCUCUCCCUCCGGACCAUCCGCACCUUGGCCCGUUACCAUGGAGAGCACAAUACACUCCUACAUACGCCUAUUGGCGAUGUACAUUGUCGAUACAGUCGGCCUGACCUCGACGUCAUCCUCGCAUUGUCCUAUUCGAAGAAUGGGCAUCCUAUAUAGCAGCCUCUCUCUCUGGCGCCAUGAACCCCCCAGACCCACGAAGACCUCCAUGGACCUCGCGAGCCUCCCUCCCGAGAUCCUCCUCUGCAUUGGCGAGCAUCUGGAUGAAAAAGACCUGAACUCGCUCAUCAGGACGGCCAGAGUAUUUGCCGAACUGCUCUCACCCCAGCUCUACGACUUCGUGGUGGGCUGCCGCACACGCCACGCCUCUUCCGAUCUGGCACCCAACUCGAGCUUCAAGAACGGUGCUCUAUCGCAUGCCGGUCGCUGGCAUUCGCGCUAUGCGCUCAACUACUUUCGUACAAAGCGAGCCGACAUCCUUUUGCGCAUGGACCAGGAAGGAGGGCUCCUCCUAAACAGAAUCGCACGUGCCGGGAACGCAGAAUUGGUAUCGAUUCUCCUGGCUAGAGGUGCAGACGUCAACGCCCACUAUCGUGAUCCGCAUGCGUUGGCCUGGGCGGCGAAACGGGGCCACAAGGACGUUGUCCGCAUACUCCUUGACGCAGGAGCGGAUGAUGACGUCUUCAAGCCCUGCCAGAAGACGCUAUUGCACGCAGUCUAUCGAUAUAGAUUCAACAAAUGCCCCGUGAUCUCUCAGAUGCUGAUCGACCGGCUCAAGGAGCGCGGCGAGAUAUCAAAACGAAGUUCUGACAAUUCCACGGUUUUACACUACGCCGUUAGAUAUAACAAGACAUACGCCGUACCGCAGCUGAUCAAAGCUGGUAUCGAUUUGAUGGUUCUCGACAGCGAUGGUUUGUCCGCCCUGGAUAUUGCCAUCAAAUUUGGAAAAAUGGACGUCGUGCGCCUACUGCUUCAGGUAUACCCGGGACCCUGGCCGUCUUAUUACAUUCAAAAGGCCAUAUGGGAGGCAUGCGACAGGCUUGAUCUCGAGAUGCUUGAGCGAAUCGUGCCUCUAGUGGAGUCUCGAACUAUACCCGUGGAUAUUUCGCUUUUCGAGAGAAGUCGAGCCGGGCUGACGGCUCUCCACGUCGCAGCCCGCGGACCCAAAGACUGGGCCCGAGUGUCUGACAGUGCUUUCUCUCGCGAAUCACACUGCCUUGUCAAGCGAUGGCAGAAGGUGGUCGACCUCCUCCUGAAAAUGGGCGCCAGCAUCUCCGCCCGGGAUUGUAUCGGACGCACGCCGUUCCUGUACGCAGUCGAGAACGGCAGCCCGGAGAGAAUACCUUUCUUGCUCCAGAGACUCGGCUCCACGACCUCGAUCCGUGAUCACCUGGGCCGCACGCCGCUUCAUGCCGCGGUGCACAGCGAAAAGAGCGAGCUCAUGGUCCGAUGGCUGCUCCCGCUCGGUUUCGACAUCAACGCGCAAGACUCCCACGGACAAACGCCACUGCACUACGCGGCUACGUGCGCUUCGACCCUGCCGACUCUGGAAUACCUACUCAGCGCCGGUGCCGAUGACUCGAUUUGCGAUAGGCAGGGCUUGCCCCCGAGUCAUUUCGCCGCUACCCAAAGACGAGAUGCAGGUCUUAGGCUAUUCGUCAACGCGGGUGCCGCUCUGCACAGGAACUGUGAACUGUGCUUCCGGAAAUCCAUUGAGUGGAGAACGGACCAUGGCGAGUGGCAGAAUCUCUCGGAACCUUCGGAUCUAAAUGACCUCUUCGACCAGAAAUAAAGCUGGGACUUUUUUAAAUUACACCACACCUCCACACAUCCCACGCUUACCAUAUAUCUAACCAACGAUCUCUUCCUCCGGUGUCUUACCCUCGACUCCUUCACGAAAUUAACGACUUUGAAAUAGGAAUUCUUUUUCGUUUUAUUCCUUUCAGGGGCGCAGCGAUGGAAUGGCGUUUUUAUUAUUAUUUUUAUUAUUAUUAUCAUUUUUCUUUUUUUUUAUUAUUCCGGCCUGUUCUGAAAAUACCCUUGUUUAUUGCAUUGAGCCUUUUGCCUGCAUUUCUCCUGUUUUGUUUCAAGGAAUAUAUAUACCCAAUCUCCAUACCGAAUUGUAUCUCUGCUCUCUCCUUUUUUAUUAUUAUUAUUAUUUUUAUUUAUUUCUAUUUUGGCUUUCCUGCGCCUUCAUGCGAAAUGAUUCAUCAACGGCCUUGUCAAGCACAUACAUACAUCUGUCCCAGCAUGAGAGUCCAGCUCUUUUUUUUUUUAAAAAUUUUUUGUAAGCCAAGCAUUCUACUCAUUUUACGCAUGCAUCCACACAAACAGCUACAGUGCUAGGUUUUUCAACUCUUCUGUCCGUCGCAAGAUUUCCCGGAUAUCAAGCUUCGCAGAAAUUAGCGGAAUUGAAAUGAACAAAUUAUCAAGAACAUGAAAAAA